Messenger RNA from Olea europaea var. sylvestris, 2686 nucleotides. Its product is annotated as protein EARLY FLOWERING 3-like. The transcript is spliced from 4 exons. The record is from RefSeq and is a predicted model, not a curated record. Bases 418 to 2511 code for a protein of 697 amino acids. Lineage: Eukaryota; Viridiplantae; Streptophyta; Magnoliopsida; Lamiales; Oleaceae. Gene Ontology annotation, biological process: regulation of photoperiodism, flowering.
CAAGGUUCUGAUUUGUAGGGUUUGGAGAAUUCGGUUGAUUUCGAUAGAAAAAGUAUCAAUUUUGUGCGUGGAUUCGGGGGAUGCUGCUUUAUUAUGAGUGGAUUUCAUGUGUUUAUUCAAAUUUUCCGAGUAUUCUGUAUUUCGAUUAUCUCUUACCAGGGUUAAUUCAAGUUUCAAUUGAAAAAUUGGAUCUGGGUGCUUGAGUUCGUUCAACUUAUUGAACUUUUUGCCAAGUGGAUUUGUUUAUAUAAAUUUGCUGAAAGUUUUCUUGUGGUGUGCAAAUAUUAAGAUUUGAUUUUGAUGUUGGGGCAUGGGAUUUUCAUGUGAAUUUGAUAAAAGUGAUGAAGGUGUAGAAAAAUUAGGGUCUUAACUAUUGGGAAUCAUAGAAAAGGAGGCCUUCAUUGAAUAGGCUUAAAAAUGAAAAGAGGGAAAGAUGAGGACAAAAUUAUGGUGCCAAUGUUUCCAAGGCUUCAUGUGAAUGAUACUGAUACGGGAGGGCCAAGAGCACCUCCAAGAAACAAGAUGGCCCUUUAUGAGCAGCUCAGCAUCCCUUCACAGAGAUUCGGCCAUGGGGUGUUGCCCUUCAACCCUACCUACACUUCUAACCUAGAGCCUUCUGCUUCUUCAAGUCAGUUGUGCAUUCAGGGGACCGGGAAGGAAAGGAGUAAGUUUUUCUCACGUCAGCUGCCUCCUAGACAUCAAGCUGAAAAGUCACACAGCCAAUAUUCAAAUUUGAGUACCGUGUUAACACAAGUUCAGCAGAAAAAGAAGUUAGAUGAAGAUGAUUUUACAGUUCCCAUCUUCACUGAAUCCCAUCCAAAUCAAGAUCAUGAUAAAUAUUUUAGUAAUUUGGAUGCAAAAGAAUUCCCUCCCUCCAACUGUGACGAUACCAAUCACACAUUGAAAUUUCCAAAAGUUGCUGAUAACGAUCUAAAACAGACUAGCAUGGCUGUAGGAAGUAGCAAUCGAGGAGGAAAAUGCCUCAAAGAAGUGAAUACGAGAGAUUUUGUGGCUGCUCAGGAGCAGAUGGAUAAAGCCCUCUUAAAUUUAUCAUCAAUAAAUAAAACUGAAGGUCAGAGGAAACAAAUUGAUGGGUCUCAGUCUGAUGAACCAAGAGAUAAUCCAGCUAAUAGUAUCGUCAGAUUACAAAAGGUUGAUAAUAAUAUAAUUCCAGAGUUGUUUGCCAAGUCACAACCUGCAGGCUUUGUCCACAGUAAUGAUGUUAUGAGGGAGUCUAGUUUCAGCAUAAAUAAUAGACAUUCUUCUUCGUUCAGGGAUUUCCUGUUAGAAGAGCAAAAUAUUAUUCAUGAUCUGAGUGAUAUGACUUCACAUGAAAAAAGUUCAUGUAGCUCGCCACAAACGGAAAAUAUUGACAUGGGCGACAGUGUGUCUGAGACUUCUAUGGUGGAUUCUUUAUCUGGACUGGAUAUAUCUCCUGAUGAUGUCGUAGGAAAAAUAGGCCAGAAACAUUUCUGGAAUGCCAGGCGAGCUAUUACCAAUCAACAGCGUGCUUUUGCAGUUCAAGUGUUUGAGUUGCAUCGACUAAUAAAGGUUCAGAGAUUGAUUGCCACGUCGCCACAUCUUUUGCUUGAGAGCACUGCUUGUUUGGACAAACCCAUAAAUAUUUCUCCUGUGAACAAACUUCCAUUAGAUUAUAUUGCUAAAGCGCCCCCAAAUAUUUCCAAGCGCAAAAGCAACUCCGAGAAGCCAAAUACCGAGAUUGAAUGCUCUGCUGAGAAUACUGUGGGAAGGAUGCCCCUUUCUUCCACGCAAAAUGGUAGUCGACCAUCAACUUGCAGGCCAUUUUUGGGAAAUCCUCUAUCACCAGCUGCAAGCAGUGACCAUAAUUCUGAACCGUGGUAUUUUAAUCAGGCACAGGGGCACCAGUGGUUGAUACCUGUGAUGUCUCCUUCUGAAGGACUAGUAUACAAGCCAUACCCUGGACCGGGAUUUAUGGGUCCUGUCUGUGGACCUCCAGGAUUGGCUCCAUGGAUGAGUAAUUUCUCAACUCCCGGAUAUGGAGUUCCUGCGUCAAAUCAUCAGUAUCAUCAAGUGCCAUCCUUCCCUCCUGCCUGGCCUCAAGGUUACUUCCCAACUUAUGGGAUGCCAUUCGCUAAUCCAGCCUUCUCAGGUUCAUCUGUUGAACAAACGAACCACUUCAAUGUCCAACAUCAGAACUCUUGCAAUAUGCUGAGACAGACGAAAGAAGCCGUUCCCAAUGUUAUAAAGCCGCAUGCAGCUAAGAAUAAUGAACUGCAGACGAGCACAGCCAGUAGUCCAACAGAAAGACCACAGUGCAGUCGAGAAGGAUACGCCGUGGUAGGAACAAACGCACUUCAACUUUUACCCACAUCUGCGGCUGUCAGUGUCCCUGAUUGUAAUAUUCAGUCUGCCGAACCUGAAUGCCCUGCUCGGGUGAUCAAGGUUGUGCCUCGAAAUGCCAGAUCAGCAACGGAAUCUGCUGCUCGAAUUUUUCAAUCAAUACAAGAAGAGAGGAAACAGUAUGAAUAAAUGUAGCAUUGUCAGCCGGUCCUGCUCGUUCACAUUUAUUCGUUUGAUUGAAAUUAAAGUUUUACUUAUUAUACUGUUCUGACAGUUCAAUCUUGUUGAAUACUAUGUACUAACUGUACACUUGGUGUUUCGGAUCUCAUUUUGCCUUUAAAUGUUCGGCGAAUUUUAAUUUUCA